Messenger RNA from Astrephomene gubernaculifera, 1735 nucleotides. The record is from the annotation of a GenBank genome assembly. Lineage: Eukaryota; Viridiplantae; Chlorophyta; Chlorophyceae; Chlamydomonadales; Astrephomenaceae.
CUGGGUGUGGCAGCGGUCUUGCUCAAGGCGGGUGCGGACCCGGCUCGUGCCAAUGACGACGACGUAACGCCCCUCAUGGCGGCGGCCAGUGGCGGCCACCAACACGUGCUGCAGCUGCUGCUGAGGACGCUUCAGGACCGUACCGGUGCUGCUGCUGCUGCUGCCGAUAACCUCGGAAGCAACACCGUCCUUGCUGCAAUUGCCGCCGCUGACGCCAACGGCAGCACCGCGCCUCACUACGCUGCCCGACGGGGCAGUAGCAGCUGUCUGGGUCUGCUACUGGAGGCCGUAGCAGCGGCAGAAGCACCCCCUGUUGCUACUGCGGAGGAGAAAGCAGCCGCUGGGGUGGCGGGAGCUGUAGCGGCCGUAUCUGAGUCUCUGCUGCAACAGCUGUUGCGUCGCCGGAAUACAGGCGGUCGCGACGUGCUUGCAGAGGCACGACUGUCAGGGAACGCACCAACCGUGCAGCUCGUCCAACAACAACUGGUCAUUAUGGACCUCGCGAGGGGCUUAACGGGAAGUCAAGCCAGCAAGACUGCCAAGAGCAACAGCAAUGCGGGCGCCAGCAGCAGCAGCAGCGGCAGCAACAGCAGCUCCCCUGCUGCUCCCGCUGCCGGAGGCGGCGGCGGUAUGUCCGCAGCUGCUGGCGGCAGCGUCAAGGCCCCAAGUAGCGGCGGCAAAGGCGGCAGCAAGAGCACGGACAAGGGGGGCAGCUCGAAGCUUCUUGGCAAUGGAGGCGUUGUCGGCGCCAAGGCGGAAGCAAGGGCCACCCCAAAGGAAGCAAGGGCCGAGGAGGGUGAGAAGGCAGGCAAGGUUGCGUGUGCUGAGGAGGCCUCAGGAGGCUUGGGUGAGGAGGCGGGGGCCUCGGGUCCACCCGUGUCAAGGAGCGGGGAGGCUGGGCAGCAGCAGCAGCAGCAGCCACCCAACAGUGCCGAAAGCAGCGCCAGCAGGAGUGAUGCCAGUGGGGCACCAGGCAGCAGUGGAGGCGGGGAUGGCGGCAGCGAGGAGGGCAGUGGAGGAGCGAAUGAGGCGGCGGGAGGAGCGGCAGCGCUGUUGCCGGAGGCGGCACGGGUGCCUGCUACCGGUACCGGCACCUCGACCUCCAGUCGAACACCAGCCGGGCAGCAACAGAAGCCCAAACAGCAGCAGCAGCAACAACAUCAAAAGGAACAACAGCCCCGUCAGCAGCAGCCGGAGCAAAAGCUGGAGCGACAGCAGCAGCAACCGGCUACAGGGCCCCAGCAGCAGCCAUCCAACUCCAACGCGAGUGGUUGGAGGGCCGCAGUGCUGCGCGCCACGCCCCCUUCAUCCCACCCAUCAUCAAGCGCCCCAUCAGCCACCACCACCACCACCACUACCAAACAGCAGCACAGCAACGCCAGUCGCCAACCCAAGGCUGAUGCCGCCAGCCCGGCAGCUGCUGCAGCAGUGCCCCCAGCAACAACAGCAGCAGCACCUGCUGUUGCUGCUACUGCAGCUAAACCGGGUGCAAGCGGUGCUGGCAAGGCAGCCGCAGGGACGGCUGCUGCUGCUGGAGCAGGAGGGAAGUUCCCAUUAGCAGCAGCAAGAGCAGCAGCAGCUACUAAAGGAGCGCCGUCGGUUGGAGUAUCAGCGGCGGCAGCAUCAGCGGUGGCAGCGCCUGCUACGGGCUCUGCCUCUUCGGUGCCUUCUGAUGCAGCUGCAAACACAGCUGUGGCAGAGGCUGCAGCAGUGAUGGGUGAUGCGGGAAAGCAGG